This is a messenger RNA of Clonostachys solani, 765 nucleotides long. Lineage: Eukaryota; Fungi; Ascomycota; Sordariomycetes; Hypocreales; Bionectriaceae. The record is from the annotation of a GenBank genome assembly.
AUGAUGAUGGUAGUGACGAAGAAGAUUUUGUUGUGCUGGUCACUUCCCAUCUAUCAUCCAUACCGCACCCCCAAUGCCCUAGUGGACGAGUUCGACCUCUUCGACAACGACGUCGGCCACAUCGUCGGCGAGGUCGCGGCCACCCACCCCAACGGCGGGACCGGAUGGAGCGGCGACCUCAUGCCCUUCCCCUGGUGGAUCGGCACCGUCGGCGAGGCCGUCUCCCUCAUCGGCUACGAGCGCAACGCGGACCGCAUCCCCGCGACCUUCUACGCCCCCGUCCUCCGCAACAUGAACCGCUGGCAGUGGGCCGUCACCAUCGUCCAGUUCGCCGCCGACCCCAGGCUGACCACCCGCUCGACCUCGUGGUACGUCUGGGAGCUGUUCGCCGCCCACCCGAUGACGCACACGCUUCCGGCCGAGGGCGAGUUCGAUCCCCUUUACUAUGUCUCGGGGACCAAUGAGGACAAGAGCUCGUAUAUCUGGAAGGGUGCCGUGUACAACACGACUAACCACGAGAACGUGUCUGUUUCUAUUUCGUUCGAGGGCGUCGAGGCGGGAAGGAAGGCGGCGCUUACGGUAUUGACCAAUCCAGGUGGUGACCCUUUUGCCUACAAUGACCCUCACACUGGAGUCAACAUUGUUUCAAAGGACACUGUGUUCUUGAGCGCGGGAGAUGGCGGGGCCUUCGAGUUCCAGCUGCCGGAGCUGAGUGUAGCUGUGCUCGACACGGACUACGAGAGUGCUUGUAAGAAAAAGAAGUAG